Molecule: messenger RNA, 740 nt
Organism: Populus euphratica (Euphrates poplar)
Lineage: Eukaryota; Viridiplantae; Streptophyta; Magnoliopsida; Malpighiales; Salicaceae
Product: late embryogenesis abundant protein D-34
Source: RefSeq, a predicted model, not a curated record
UAUUACGUUGCAGAUGAGUCAGGGUCAGCCAAGGAGGCCUCAAGCUGGCGGGCAAGACAACACGGUGGCCUUGAGCAAGAUCGUCCUUUGAGAUAUGGCGACGUUUUCAACGUUUCUGGCGAAGUAGCACCAGAAGAUGCUAACAUGAUGCAGAUCAGUGCGGAAAGCACCGUACUUGGACAGACCCAGAAGGGUGGUCCAGCUGCUACCUUGCAAUCUGCUGCAACUCGCAAUGAGCAAGCUGGCUUUGUUAGUUAUUGGCUGGCCAGCGAUGCUGCUGCUGACCAACGUGUUACUGUAACUGAAAAUGACAUUACAGGAGCCCGCUUAGUCACAGAAGGCGUUGCUGAACAGGUUCUCUAAACAACCCUAAUCUGACUGCUCGUCCUGGUGGCGUUGCCGCGUCCUUGACUGUACCAGCUAGGCUCAAUGAUAUGUGAUAAAGUGAUGCUAUGUCUAUUAGCGUUUUUUGUGUCUUUGUUCAGUGUAAGAUAAGCUUGGUUUUCUGGGUGCGUGGUUUGUAUACUAAUAACUGCAGGUGUUGAAGGUUAGUCUUGCAUCCGGAAGGGAGUGGCUUUUCUUAUAGUGAAGGCAAUACACUUUUCUGUAACUAGUCGUGUCUCGUUGAGUAUAUAGGUUUUGGAGUCCUUGGUGGUCACUAUGAACUGAGAAGGCAGUUGUUUCUCUUAGUUGCUUGCUGCUCGAUCUGCAACAGUUAAUAAACCACCGUUUCCAGUUUU